This is a messenger RNA of Gambusia affinis (western mosquitofish), 1669 nucleotides long. It is a transcript of the gene tspan14, whose product is annotated as tetraspanin 14. The record is from RefSeq and is a predicted model, not a curated record. Gene Ontology annotation, biological process: regulation of vascular endothelial growth factor signaling pathway; protein maturation; protein localization to plasma membrane. Lineage: Eukaryota; Metazoa; Chordata; Actinopteri; Cyprinodontiformes; Poeciliidae. Gene Ontology annotation, cellular component: membrane. The transcript is spliced from 9 exons. The coding region runs from base 281 to 1087 and encodes 268 amino acids.
AAGUUUCUUUUUCGGUCAUAUUUCAGUCCGUUUUCCAGCUAAUACAACAUGCGAGGGUUUAAAGCGACAGGGCACCCUUUUCCCAGCAUAACACUGUAGCUUCCGCUCCCUGCCGGCUGGCGGCGCUAGAGCCACCGCCAGCCGGCCUAGUGGUAAACAACCGUAGAAGAAGAGCAGGAGUACAAGAAGAGGAAGAGGAGGACUGAGUUGGAGCAAAGGAAGAACAGCAGACAAAGAAGAAGAAGAAGAGCAGUUAUUGAUCAUCUGAUCGAUCCGAAAGAUGUACUACUAUCGCUAUGACAACCCUGAGGUCAGCUGCUGCUACAAGUACCUGAUGUUCAGCUACAACAUCAUCUUCUGGCUGGCCGGAGCCGCCUUCAUUGCCAUCGGGUUCUGGGCGUGGAGCGAGAAGGGGGUUCUGUUGGACCUGACCCGGGUGACCCAGCUGCGUGGCUUUGACCCGGUCUGGCUGGUUCUGGUGGUGGGCGGAGUCACCUUCAUCCUGGGCUUCGCCGGCUGCGUGGGAGCGCUGCGGGAGAACAUCUGCCUGCUCAAGUUUUUCUCCGGGGUGAUCGGGUUCAUCUUCUUCCUGGAGCUGACCGUGGCGGUUCUGGCCGUGGUUUUCCAGAGCCAGGUCCGAGAGUGGAUCAACAACAUCUUCCUGCAGAACAUCAAGGCGUACCGGGACGACAUCGACCUGCAGAACCUCAUCGACUCUCUGCAGAAGAUGAACCACUGCUGCGGAGCCCAGGAACCCAACGACUGGAACCUGAACGUCUAUUUCAGCUGCAACGGGACCCAUCAGAGCCGGGAGAAGUGUGGCGUCCCGUUCUCCUGCUGCAUUCCCGACCCCGCCGACUCGGUGCUGAACACCCAGUGUGGCUACGAUAUCAGGAAGAAGGAGGAGAAGGAAUGGCGUGAAAAAAUCUUCGUCAGAGGGUGCAUCCCGGCACUGGAGGAAUGGCUGCCACGCAACCUGUACACCGUGGCCUUCAUCUUCAUCGUCAUCUCUCUGCUGCAGAUGGUGGGGAUCUACCUGGCCCGAACGUUGAUCGCCGACAUUGAAAAGGUCAAAUUCAGCCAUUGAGGCAUGUGAGGGCGGAGCCUCAGCCUGUGAGGGCGGAGCCUCUGCCUGCAAGGGCGGAGCCUCGGCCAGGUGUUUUGCGCCUGGCUGCUGAGUUGCAUGUGCCUUCAUCUUCUUCCAGUGCGGUCUUCCUCUGAUGUGCUCGUUGCUAUGGUUACUGAAAAUGUCUGACUGAACGUCGUAUUACUCUGCUGAAGAGCGCCACCUUGUUUUGUCUGCACCUGAUGCCUUCACUUCCUGCUUCACCUGAGAGGCCUUCCAGAACCGAUCGCUGGCCUUCAUCACGUCUGAUCACCUGAACAGCAGCAACUACAGCCACCACGUUACCAGUCUGGUUCUGGUUCUGUUCAGGUCACAUGACCCGCUCUUUAAUGAAUGUGAAUACCGACACUGGAAAACACGUUGGUCUGAAUAAAGUUGUGCUUGAAUAUUCUCUGAUUGAUCAAGGAAAUGAUUGGUUGAUCAGAUUAUUGACCCAGCCUCAUUGGGGAGCUUUUAUUUUGAAGGGAGUGAGUUUUGGCUUUUUUUACAAAGUGAAUUUUAAUCUUUUUUAUAUUCAGCAUAAUAAAAGUGACUUUUCCUCUU